This is a messenger RNA of Chinchilla lanigera (long-tailed chinchilla), 991 nucleotides long. It is a transcript of the gene Rnd2, whose product is annotated as Rho family GTPase 2. Gene Ontology annotation, biological process: small GTPase-mediated signal transduction. The record is from RefSeq and is a predicted model, not a curated record. Gene Ontology annotation, molecular function: GTPase activity; GTP binding. NCBI's taxonomy places the organism in Eukaryota, Metazoa, Chordata, Mammalia, Rodentia, Chinchillidae.
AGCUACGUCCCCACCGUCUUUGAGAACUACACGGCGAGCUUCGAGAUCGACAAGCGCCGCAUCGAGCUCAACAUGUGGGACACCUCAGGUUCCUCUUACUACGACAAUGUCCGGCCCCUGGCCUAUCCGGACUCGGACGCUGUGCUCAUCUGCUUCGACAUCAGCCGGCCGGAGACCCUGGACAGUGUCCUCAAGAAGUGGCAGGGGGAGACGCAGGAGUUCUGCCCCAACGCCAAGGUGGUGUUGGUUGGCUGUAAACUGGACAUGCGGACUGACCUGGCCACCCUGCGGGAGCUGUCCAAGCAGAGGCUCAUCCCGGUCACACAUGAGCAGGGCACCGUGCUGGCCAAGCAGGUGGGGGCCGUGUCUUACGUAGAGUGCUCGUCGCGGUCCUCGGAGCGCAGCGUCAGGGACGUCUUCCACGUGGCCACUGUGGCAUCCCUGGGCCGCGGCCCCCGGCAGCUGCGCCGCACCGACUCGCGCCGGGGCCUGCAGCGAUCCACACCACUGUCGGGCCGGCCGGAGCGGGCUGUGGAGGGCGAGAUGCGCAAGGACCGGGCCAAGAGCUGCAGCCUCAUGUGAGGCCUGAGGGCAGGGCGGGGCCGCGGCUUCCUGACCUCCGACCCCGGCCGAAGGGCCUCGUCCUCCUUGCCUUCCUCUGCCGGGACUGGAGGGAGCUCAGGGUGGGCGGCAGGCGUGAACCAGGAUGGGCAAGGGCCACUCAGGAAGCCCGCGUCACGCAGUGACCUUGCUGUCUCUCCAUAGAUUGCCCCUCCUGCCCGCCCCAGCCCCAUAGCCUGGCCCUGGCUUGUGUCCCCACGGCAGGCGUCCGUUCUGUGAGCUUCGCUUUCUGUCCUCCCUCGCGGUCUGCACAGUUCUAACCUCCAGACCCCGCGCCGAGCUUGGAGAUGCCCCUCCUGCACACCUAGCGGCCCUCGACUCCCUGUCCCGUCCGUGACGGUCCCCAAAUAAAGCCCAAGUCCAUGGAGAA